Messenger RNA from Acaromyces ingoldii, 1220 nucleotides. Its product is annotated as S-adenosyl-L-methionine-dependent methyltransferase. The transcript is spliced from 2 exons. The coding region runs from base 128 to 1159 and encodes 343 amino acids. The record is from RefSeq and is a predicted model, not a curated record. Lineage: Eukaryota; Fungi; Basidiomycota; Exobasidiomycetes; Exobasidiales; Cryptobasidiaceae.
UUGAUCCAGAAGCCGAGGCUGCGCGAAAAGAAGCGUUAGCUGCAAGCGCGGAGAGGAUUCCGAGUCCCGGAAAGUCGGUCUUCCUGCAACGACACAUUUAGUCCUCCUCCUUCGAGCAAGCGCUUCAAUGAUCCGGCUCGUCGCAGGGUGGAUUGUGUGGCUAUGGCUGCUGCCGCUGCGCCUAGUCUUGCGAGUCACACAGGCGCUCUUGGGGAAAGAAGGAGAAGGAAGCCGGAAGAAGAAUGAGAGCUAUGCGCACAUGGACCAUCUCGCCCUCAAUGCCGAACGACCUCGUACGAGCUGGCUCAAUAUGGGUGACUGGGAGAACACGACGCAUUUCCCUACUGCUUGCGAGAAUCUGGCAGUCCGGCUGUAUGAAGCAAGUGGGCUAAAGGAAGGCGCUUCCAUCCUCGAUGUGGGCCACGGCUCGGGCGACUCGUUGGCGCUUCUGCAGAGACGGUACGGGCCACGCAGCUUGCAAGGUGUCACAUCGAUGCCCUUGCACGCCCGGCUGGCCCAGCAGCGCAUUGACAAGGAGACAGGCGAGACGAAGACUAAGAUCGAGUGCGACGACGCAGUAGCCUUCGUCAGGAGGCUCUCUGCGCUGGAAGCAACGCGACCUCGAUUCGAUCGAAUCUUUGCCCUCGACUGCGCUUACCACUUCGCCACUCGCCAGCGCUUUCUGGCUGCCUCGAGACGGCUCCUCGCGGACUCGGGACGCCUGGCCCUCGUUGACCUCGUGGCUGCCUACCCGUAUCCGAGCAGCAAGGACAAGGACCACUACUCGUUUACAGCUUCCCCCUCGUUACCUGCACCUGCAUCGUCGCCCUCGUUGCUGACACACCUGCGCCACCACCUGACGCUGCGCAUGGCCGGCGUGCCCGCGCAAAACAUCGUCGACGUCUCGACGUAUGCGUCGCAGCUGCGCCAGGCCGGUUACACGGGCGACGUCCGCAUCGUCGACAUUUCCCACGUCGUCUUUCCCGGCUUCUCGGAGUUCCUCUCUGGGCUCGGCAUGGGCGAGGAGCGGGCCUGGAGAGGCGGAGGGCCCCUCCAGCUCUGGGGACUCCGCCAGUUUGGCGACGUCGUCAAGCGCUGGAGCAAGGGUGGCGAUGGCUCCACGAUCAGAUGCGUCCUCGUCGUCGCUUGUGCUUCAUGACAGUUGUCUUGAAAUCGCAUUCAUGUCAUGAGAUUCGUUGCAUGCUGCACAAAUGAUAGAA